ACGCAAAUUCACACGCACAGCACUAGUUCUGAAGACUGAGUUCAGAGUGUUUCACCUUCAACCACUCAAACAAAAUGCAAAUCCUUCAAACAAGCUUCCCUCUUUCAACACCAAAACCAUCUCCAUUUCUCCAUUCUCUCUCCUCCUCCAAUUCCAUCUCCCCACUUUCUCUCCUCCCAAACCUCUCCGCCCUCUCCCUCACUCACCGCCGCCCUCCAUCGUCUACCCUCAUCCGCAUGGGCGGCGGUCCCAGAACCUUUCCAGGCGGCGUCUCAAAGUGGCAGUGGAAACGGAUGCAAGCCAAGAAAGCCAAGCAACUCCUCAAAGCCCGCCUCUCCCGCGAACGCCAGAUCUACGAGAUGCGCAAGCGAGCUGAGCUCAAAGCCGCCGUCUCCGACCUAGAACGCCCAUGGGAGGUCGUCCAAAAAGGUGCUCCGAGAACCGCUUCGUCGCUUUUCUCCGUUUCCGCUGACGAACAGUUGAAGGUAUUGGCUGAUCGGUUCCAGAAGCCCGGAGGGUUUGAUAUGUGGUCUGAUAAUGAUGGACCUCAGAUUUUUGAUAGUCCUCAGGGUUUGCCUUCUGCUAGGUUUUUCCCAAAGGGGGUUGUUCAUAGUAUUAAACCUUAUGGUGAUGUUGAUGAGGGAUUGAGGAGAGAGGAAAUUGGGAAUCGAAAAUCCAGUGAUGCUAAAGGUGGAAUUCGAAAGCUCCGUGGUGGUUCAAAUCCGAAACGAAAAUCGAGUGUUGAAAAGGGUGGAAUUGAGAGUGUUGAUAGAAAGCGAGGUGAUGAUUUGAAUGGUGGUGAUGGAAAUGGUAGGAAUUUGAUGAAUGUGAGGAAAGUUGAGGGUGAUCAUGAAAGAAGGAAGACGAAUUCGAAUUCGAAUUCAAACGUUGAGAGGAGUGAUAAAAUGAAGGGGUAUGGAAGACGGCAGCCGAUUUCAGGAAGAACAAGACCUUCAAAAGGUGAAGUAGAUGUGUAUGAUAUGAGCUUGCAAGGUGAUGGCAGAUAUGGUUUUAGUGGAAGUCAGAAUGAUGAUGAUUUGAGGUGAUGAUACUCUUUGUUAAAACUUGUAUGUGUACAUAAUUAUUGGUUUUUGAUAAACUUAUAGCAAAAUAUGCUCCAAGUGUUUAGGAAACUUGUAUAUUUGUAACAUGCUUUUAUCACAUUGUGCCCUUUAGUUUUACUAUAAUGAAUCUAGCAAAGUUAUACAAACAA
This is a messenger RNA of Spinacia oleracea (spinach), 1213 nucleotides long. Its product is annotated as probable DEAD-box ATP-dependent RNA helicase 48. Lineage: Eukaryota; Viridiplantae; Streptophyta; Magnoliopsida; Caryophyllales; Amaranthaceae. The transcript has a single exon. Bases 75 to 1046 code for a protein of 323 amino acids. The record is from RefSeq and is a predicted model, not a curated record.